AAACUUUGUAUGUUCAAGCUCUGAUUCAAGUAGGGGAAGAUUAGUCGGUAACAUUGUAUUAUACUAUUAUGUAAAAUACAUUUUUAUCCUGUUACUGGCACAAAAUUUAUUUACAACGAUGAACACAUAUAUUUGAUGAUUCAUAUUUUAAUUAUGUUCUAUGUACCGGAAUAUAUUGAUUCAUAAUACAUAUAUCAAAAUUUAUAACAGGUUUCUUAUAUACCAAAAGACAAGAGUGUUACUUAAAAAAAUUGAACUUGACAUUGGCUCUACUCUCUUCCAUUUUAUUAGUGCUAUUUACGAAGGACCUGGAUUUCUUCCAUUAAAAUGGAUGCCGGGGAAAGUGACAGACACCCAAUAUUUACAAUAUUGUUCAGUUUGCGAAGGGUACAAAGCACCAAGAUCUCAUCAUUGUAGAAAGUGUGGUCGUUGUGUUAUGAAAAUGGAUCACCAUUGUCCAUGGAUAAAUAAUUGUGUAGGACAUUACAAUCAUUGUCAUUUUACAGCAUUUUUAGCAAGUGCAGUUGGUGGGUGUUGUGUUUCCACAUUUACGCUAGUUUCUUGGGUGAUGACUGUAUUAUCAUUGAAACCAUUAUCAUUUCCACCACCUUCUAUAUUUAUUCUGAUAUUAGUUAUCUUCAGUAUUGGCUUGUCAAUUGGUGUUAUUCUUGCUGUUGGAACAUUGCUUUAUUUUCAACUACUAUCUAUAAUAAAAAAUAGAACAGAAAUAGAAGCUUGGAUUUCAGAGAAGGCUCAUUAUCGAAGAUUUGGAACUAGAGACAAAUUUGUUUAUCCAUACUCAAAAGGAUGGCGCUUUAAUCUACGGCAAGUUCUUACAUGGGAUUGUACACCGGUAGGUGAUGGAAUUCAUUGGCCUGUUGUCGAAGGUUGUGACCAGUAUACUUUAACGCGGGAACAAUUAGCUCAGAAAAAAGAUAAACGAAAGAGAGCUAAGACUUAUAGAGUUAUAGAAGAAGCAUAUGGAUCGCGUUUACCAUUAACACAUGGUUGGGGUGUACUUUGUCAUCCACCUUGCACUGAUGAACCCCGUAUUAAGCUCAAAGUUGGAGAUAUCGUAAUCGUAACGCGGUGGAGAAAAUACUGGUUAUUUGGAGAGAAGAAGCAAAACGAGGAGAACGAGAAGCAAGUACGAACUCGUGGUUGGUUCCCACGGCCUUGUGCCAUUGAAGUGAUUGAGAACGAAGCAUAUUCCUCCGCCUUAACAAAAUCAGAUUAAAACAUUCCUUCUUUGUGUAGAGAUUUUAUAGAGCAUUUACGAAUGUACCAUUGAACAAACGGGAAUAUUUUUAUCUAGUGUCUUGUAUGUAAGUGUUUACAAUGGAUGAGUGUCUUUAAAAAUUGUAAUGAUUUAAUAUGGAAGAAAUUUUCUUUAGAACAACUAACAUUUGAAGUACCAGUUACUAUAUUUAUUACAUAAGCGAAGAGAUUAAAUUAUGUUUAAAGUAAUUUGCACAAAGCAAGAUUUCAUUGUACUUUUUCAUUUCUUUUUUUUCCUUUUAUAUAAAUAUAUUUGUGAUAACGUGUAUUUAAAAUAUAUGUAGAAUGUAAAAUUUUAUUAUAUUUUUGUAUAUGAAGGUUUAGUAACGGGAACUGUGUUUAAUAUACAACUACGUGUGAAUAUUUUGCUAUCGGUAUUGCUGUUGUAAAUAACACUUUCGUUAUUUGUGCAACAGUGACUUAUCCAUUUAUCGAGUGGCAUUUUUUAAUUCAUCUGGUACA
Molecule: messenger RNA, 1740 nt
Organism: Bombus pyrosoma
Lineage: Eukaryota; Metazoa; Arthropoda; Insecta; Hymenoptera; Apidae
Product: palmitoyltransferase ZDHHC6
Exons: 7
Coding region: 161-1237 (358 amino acids)
Biological process (GO): protein palmitoylation
Cellular component (GO): Golgi apparatus
Molecular function (GO): palmitoyltransferase activity
Source: RefSeq, a predicted model, not a curated record